This is a messenger RNA of Parnassius mnemosyne (clouded apollo), 2482 nucleotides long. NCBI's taxonomy places the organism in Eukaryota, Metazoa, Arthropoda, Insecta, Lepidoptera, Papilionidae. The record is from the annotation of a GenBank genome assembly.
AUUACAAAAUGGCGUCUAUUUUAUGGUAGAAUUAGAUAUAAACAAUGCAAGAAUAAUUGAUUUUUCAAUAACUUUUUUCUCAAAAAUUAUGCGCUUCCGCAUAUUGUAACUUUGUGUGUGUGCUUAUAAUAGUGUAACUUUUCUGUAAAAAUAUGUAUCAACCGCCUACUCGAUGGGAGUAAAUGGAAAGCUAAGCCUACAAACUUGUACAUUUAAGUAGUUUUCCAUAUUUAUGAUGAGCUUUCAUAUUUUCAGAUGGAUGAGGAUGAGGAGCCAAUAAUUGUUUGUUUCACCUGUCAUGCAAGACUCAUUCGUUGCAGAACAUUACAACACCAGGCUAUUGAGUCAAAAGCAGUUCUGGAGCAGUUGCUUGCAGGAGGGUCCAUGUCAGUAACAAAUCAUCAUGAGGCUAGAGAUAAGAUUCAAUUCACACCAAUUAGUCAUAUAGAUAUCAGGCCAGUAGAGUGUGAUGUAGAAAAUAAUUGUAAGGACGAAAUAUUUAGCCUUGAAUCUAUUAAAGUUGAGGAAGAGAAUUUCGAAAAUGAGAAUUCUACAUUUGAAGAAAGUGGGAAUAAUGAAAUAGAACAGUACAUCACCCCGACAAAUAGUUGUUCAGAACCGUCUGAGAAGAAGAUUAAAUCAAAUUCUACUGAUUGUAACAUAAACGAUGUUCGUAAAGAAAAUGUCAAUUUUGAAGGCCCUACUAUUAUAUCAAAUCUAAUAAUUAAUGAAAAAGGAAAUCAUCUUGCAAUGAAAAAUACAUCCAGGGCAUCAACAAAAGACAUUUUCGCUAAACACAUUUCAUACAGUCAUAAGACGCAAAAGAACUCAGACACCACUGCAGUUCGGACACAAGUAGAACAAACUGCAGUACCACAACAAACAGAAAUAUUUAAUUGUGAUAUUUGCGAAUUUAAAACAUCUCAAAAACGUUACAUUUUGGCACAUGUUAAAGCACACGUCGCUAAACAAAUGUACUGUUGUAAUAAUUGUGAAUAUAAAUGUAUUAGGUUAUGUGAGUUGCAAAGGCAUAUGAAAAUACACUCUGGAGAAAAACCUUUUUCGUGUAAUAUCUGUGAAUUUAGAUGUAAUACAAAAAGUAAUUUGCGAACACAUAUGAAAAUACACACUAGUGAAAAACCUUUUUUGUGUAAUAUCUGUGAAUAUCGAUGUAUUACAAAAUUUCGUUUGCAAAAACAUAUGAAAAAACACACCGGUGAAAGACCUUUUUCGUGUAAUAUCUGUGAGUAUAGCUGUAUUUCUAAAAGUUAUUUGCAAACACAUAUGAAAAUACACACCGGUGAAAAACCUUUUUCGUGUAACAUCUGUGAAUAUAGAUGUAUUACAAAGAGUCGUUUGCAAAUACAUUUGAAAAUACAUACUGGAGAAAAACCUUUUUCGUGUAAUAUCUGUGAAUAUAGAUGUAUCACAAAGAGACAUUUGCAAACACAUAUGAAAAGACACACCGGUGAAAAACCUUUUUCGUGUAAUAUCUGUGAUUUUAGAUUUAGUUUAAAAAGUAGUUUACAAGCACAUAUGAAAAUACACACCGGUGAAAAACCUUUUUCGUGUAAUAUCUGUGAAUAUAGAUGUAUUACAAAGAGUCGUUUGCAAAUACAUAUGAAAAAACACACCGGUGAAAAACCUUUUUCGUGUAAUAUCUGUGAAUAUAGCUGUAUUAGAAAAAGUGAUUUGCAAAUACAUAUGAAAACACACACCGGUGAAAAACCUUUUUCGUGUAAUAUCUGUGAAUAUAGAUGUAUUACAAAGAGUCGUUUGCAAAUACAUAUGAAAAUACAUACUGGAGAAAAACCUUUUUCCUGUAAUAUCUGUGAAUAUAGAUGUAUCACAAAGAGACAUUUGCAAACACAUAUGAAAAGACACACCGGUGAAAAACCUUUUUUGUGUAAUAUCUGUGAUUUUAGAUGUAGUAUAAAAAGUAGUUUGCGCACACAUGUGAAAACACACACCGGUGAAAAACCUUUUUCCUGUAAUAUCUGUGAAUAUAGAUGUAUUACAAAAAUUCGUUUGCAAACCCAUAUCAAAAUACACACCGGAGAAAAACCUUUCUCGUGUAAUAUCUGUGAAUAUAGAUGUAUUUCAAAGGUUUCUUUGCAAACACAUAUGAAAGUACACACAGGAGAAAAACCUUUUUCGUGUAAUAUAUGUGAAUUUAGAUGUAGAACAAAAAGUAGUUUGCAAAAACAUAUGAAAAUACACACCGGAGAAAAACCUUUUUCGUGUAAUAUCUGUAAAUUUAGAUGUAGUAUAAAAAGUUAUUUGCAACAACAUAUGAAAGUACACACCGGAGAAAAACCUUUUUCAUGUAAUAUCUGUCAAUAUAGCUGUAUUAGGAAAAGUGAUUUGCAAAGGCAUAAUAUGAAAAUACACAAUGGAGCAAAACCUUUAUCGUGAGCUAUCUGGUAAAAUAUGUACAAUAUUAUGUAAACGUGUUUUAUGUAAAUAUAAAAGUGUACCAGAU